Messenger RNA from Prorocentrum cordatum, 2774 nucleotides. The record is from the annotation of a GenBank genome assembly. NCBI's taxonomy places the organism in Eukaryota, Dinophyceae, Prorocentrales, Prorocentraceae.
CGCGCGGGGGAUUGGUGAUCGGCCGGGGUACGUUUCGUGCGGGGCUCCCCAGGGGCCGCCCCGCGCGCGCGAACGACAAAAAUGUUAAGCAAGUGGAGAUCUUAGCACGUCGCUGGCCCAUUGGGCCGGCGAAUUUACCAAUCCAGGGCGCCACUGUUGUCUCGUGACCGCGCGCCAUCACGCCUCACCCUCCUUCUCCUCUUCUCCUCCUGCCCAUCUCUCUCGGCUCAGUUCGGCAGCGCUGCGGUACGCAGAGGCUUCCGACUUUGCAUGGCCCCGCUUCAGGGCAGCCAGUGCCACGCACCAGCCUGGGUUGCAAUGGGCCGUUCUUCUGCAAUCGGGCCUGUCGACUUGAGGCACGCACAGACGUGGCUUGACAGCCGCCUGCGCGACCUGAACGAGGACGACUUCGAGGGAGGCCUCCGCAUUUUCUGCACCAGCAACCUGGUGCCUCCGGAGGCCUUCCAAGACGUCUGGCACGUGAUCUCCAGGGACUCGGACAUACGCGAAGGUACACCCCUGCUCAGCGGGGAGGACUCGGCCCAGCUGCACACCAUCCUGGUGUUCUGCAACCAGAACAGUUGCAACGAGGUCAAGAGGCUCUGUGACAUCAUCACGAACAUAGAUACGGGCAGCCAGGACGCCCCGCCGAUGUUCUGGGUGCCCCACUCCGCUGCGCCUGGUUCCCAACGCCAAGACAACUCGGACUUAGUGAGGCCAGAGCUGGUGGGUGAUCUCUUGCACAAGGGCCUGGACGGCAUCGUGUGCGGCGAGCCAGCGGGGCUGCGACUCUCCAUGGCCGUGCGCUCGAUGAUCCGCAAGUCGGCGAGCCUCUCGCGGAACCUGACCGAAAUGGUCGCGGAGACCCGCUCGCGGACGCAGUACGCGGAGUAUUUGCAGCAUUGCGCGCACGCGACCCUGUGGGACUACGUGAGGGCCCGCCUGGCGCCCGAGAUCCCGCCCGUCGACCACAACCUUGAGCCCGGAGAGCCGCAGGAGCUUCCCGGCUACAUCAUCGGGAACAAGCUCGGACAGGGGAUGUUUGGGUCUGUCUACAAGCUGACGGAGGGGCCCGGGGUGGGCAACAGGGUCCAGGUUGUCAAGGUGGUGUCCACUGAGGCCAUCACGGAAAUCAGAGACUUGAUGUACCUCAACCGCAUGAUCCGCGUGAUGCAGAUGCUGAGCGACGAGGAAACGCGUCACCCGAACAUUAUUCGCCUUCACCAGACAUACCACUCGCCGACGCACAUCAUCUUUCGACUGGAGUACGGGGGCCCAGAGAACUUGUACCGCCGCCUGCACCACCGCCAAGCACUUCAGCCGGAGAAGCAGCGACCACUGAGCAUCGACAGGGUCGUGAAGAUCGCCUCGCAGUGCGUCGAGGCAGUGUGGCACAUGCACGCAGUGGUGCAGGUCUGCCACCGCGACAUCAAGCCAGAAAAUAUCAUCGUGAAUGAGACACCCGAGACCAUCACCAUCAAGCUGGCCGACUUCGACCUCUCCGUCAUCAUCCAGGACGACAGCAAGAUGUGCCAGAGCCCCUGCGGCACCGUGCCCUUCGCCGCCCCAGAGGUGCUCCGAGAUGGUCCCGCCUUCGACCCCUGCCCAGCGGACAUCUGGAGCCUGGGCGUCGUGCUCGCGGAGGUAUUCUGCGGGGUGCGUGUGGUGGAGCUCGCGAUCAAGGACGCAGAACCAGAGGUGCGGCCAGAGGGCGAAAACACAACGUUCACCGAGUGCAUCCAGACCUUCUUCCAGAUGCCUGCCGCGGUUGCCAACAUGCUGGAGAAGAGUUGCCGCCCAGAGCUCCGCUCACUGCUGCCCACCUGCAGUGCGAUGCUCACAGGGAUGCUGGUGGUCGACCCCACUCAGAGGAUGGAGGCCGACGACGUCCGCUCCGUGGUGGAGCAGGGCUUCGCGCCUCUGGCCCUGGGGCCCGUCGCGCCCGCGGGGCCGCCGGCGCCCGGCGGUCGGCGGCGGCCCGCCCCGCCGCGCGGAGCUGCGGAGGGCGCCCCGGCAGCGGGCGUCACACCGUGAGGCCCUAUACCGCCACGCCGCGGCGGUGGCGCGGCGCACGGUGGGGUGGGAUCCAGGCCAUCUGUUAGCAGUUCUUUUGCGAGCAGCGGGACGCGCUUGUCUAGUUACCCCCUGGUCGCAAGUCAGGACCAUAAUAUAUCAUGUUACGGGCAUUGGUUGCCGUUUUAAUUCAACUUGAGCCGAGUGUGCUAAGAAUGCUUUUUCGAGAGCCCGGCGACCCUUUGGGUACACACGUCAGGCCGCCAGGGUUCUCACGCAGGGCGCAUAGUGGAGGGACCCGGAGGCGAGAGUGGGUUCAGAGUGGGCUCCGCGGCAAUGGUAAUCGAUAUUCGUUUUUUUCCCAGCCUUGGCGUCGUUUGGUCAGAAGCCUCCACGAAGCUGGUUAAGUUUCAUACCACUCUGUUGCAUUUUUACAAUACUACGCUGGCAUGGCUGGCGCAGCGCUGGGAAACCACUUUGCCGGAAAGUGUGCGCAGCUUUCUAGGCCUCGCUUUGAAUUUUGAAUUACUUGUGCUUUCUGAGCAGUGCUUGCAUUGAAGCGUUGUUCUGUCUGUCUGGCGGUGCGCGGCGUUACGACCCCAUGAGGAUGGCCAUCAGUGUUGUCAGAUGACAGGGUCCCCGUAGGAUUUCUUGCUCCAGCUCCCUGCAGCAAAUCACACCACCGUGCCAGCGAAGCAUGGAAAUGCAUGCAGGGUCAUCUUGGGGGCGUCUGGGAAGCGGCGCUACGGGUUUUGAUUCGC